ACGCAACUCGCGUUGCAACAGCAGAGAGGCGGCAAACGUGCGUGCCGUGUAAAUAACACGGAUAUAUAUAACAUAACCCCAUUAUAUACAGUGCCCGCCAUCAGUGUAUGCGUGUCGGAGAGUGCAACGUGAGCCAAGCCGGCCGCCAAGACGAAAGGAAAAAAAAAAAGAAAAACCGCCGGAAAAGUCGCGCCUGAUAAUAAUGUUGUGUGUCUAAUGAAAGGCAAGGCACGACGAGCAUUAAAAUCCCUGGCCGCAUAAAUCUCUGGCAUCGCAUUCGAAAUUCUAAUUUCCGUGGCGCGUAAUACGGAAAAUAAACAAACAGAACAAGAGCAAAAACAAAAGCAUCAGCACCAGCACCGGCAGCAAUAAUAACAACAAAGUUGAGCCCGAAACCAUUAACAUUUUGCAGCUUCAAUCACAGCAGCAGCGAGGAAGAAAUUAAAUAACUGAAACAAACAGGAUAAAAGGGGGCAGAGGCAGCGGCAAAGGCAAACACAAACACAAACAAAAACGCUAAACAAAAAGGAAAAACGACGGUAGUAAUAACAAACAAAUCAAGCGAAAUUCGGCAUUUAAAAUCCAGACAUAAAAAAUGUAAUGGAAAGCAUUAGUGCUCAUAAAAAAUGGAUUUACACAGCCUUUUUAAGGCCAUCCUGAUCCUGUAUGUCAUACGAGCCGAGACCAGCCAGAUUGUGAAUGGACUGGAUCUGCAGGGACCGAUAUUCCUACACGAGCCACCGCACCGCGUCGAGUUCUCCAACAAUUCGGGUGGACUUAUAGAAUGCUCGGGCCACGGGACUCCGUCACCGGAGGUGGAAUGGACACCCAUACCACCGCAGCAGGACAUGGUGUUCCAGCUCUCCAAUGGCAGCAUGAUGUUCUAUCCCUUUACGGCGGAAAAGUACCGCCACGAGGUCCAUGCCACCGUCUACAGAUGCAAAAUUCGCAAUUUGGUGGGCACUGUUCUCAGUCGCGAGGUUCACGUGCGCGGCGUCGUCAACCAGAAGUACACGGUGCAGGUGCACGACGAAUACGUGAUGACGGGCAACACGGCGGUGCUGAAGUGUCAGGUGCCCAGCUACAUGUCGGAAUUCGUGAUGGUAACCGCCUGGGUGCAGGACACCGGUAUGCACCUAUAUCCGAACACGGACAUCGGCGGCAAGUACACGGUGCUAUCGAACGGCGAAUUGUACAUAAAUAAUGCGGGGCCCAAUGAUGCGUACAAAAGCUACACAUGCCGCACUGUAAAUAGACUGACAGGUGAAAUACAAAUUUCCACAUAUCCCGGCCGCAUUAUUGUAACGGAGCCCAAGGGUAUGGUACAGCCGCGCAUCAACGUGGAGAAGCAUUCGAUGCGGCAUGUUGUCCUUAAUGGCCAAACAACGUUGCCGUGCAUAGCUCAAGGACAUCCGGUGCCGACAUAUCGGUGGUUCAAGGAGGAGAACGAGCAGCUGCUGCCAUUGCAACUCAGCGAACGCAUCACCAUCGUAUCCGCGGGACUCCUCAAAAUUACCAAGGCACGUCUCGAGGAUAGUGGAAAAUAUUUGUGCUGGGUGAACAAUACGGCGGGCGAGGAGACCAUCCAAGUGUCGCUAACGGUGACAGCUCCUCUGACGGCACACCUGCAGCCACUGGUGCAGACGGUCGAUGUCGAUAAGGAUGCGCAAUUUCAAUGCAUUGUCUCGGGCCAUCCGGUCCACGAUGUCAACUGGCUGCACGACGGCAAGCCCAUCCUGCGGGACAAUCGCGUAGAGAUCCUCACCGAUCCCCCGCGACUGAUCAUCAAAAAGGUCCAAAAGGAGGACCCUGGCAUGUACCAGUGCUUCGUCUCCAACGAAUGGGAGCAGGUCCAGUCCACGGCUGAGCUGCAGCUGGGCGAUGCCUCGCCGGAACUGCUUUAUUGGUUCUCCGAGCAAACGCUGCAGCCGGGUCCGACGGUGUCGUUGAAGUGCGUCGCCACCGGAAAUCCACUGCCUCAAUUUACAUGGUCCCUGGACGGAUUUCCGAUUCCAGACAGCUCGCGCUUUUUAGUGGGUCAAUAUGUUACCAUCCACGACGAUGUCAUCAGCCACGUGAAUAUAUCAAACGUGAAGGAGGAGGACGGCGGGGAGUAUACCUGCACGGCCCAGAAUGCAAUUGGCAAAGUCUCGCACAGCGCCAAAGUGAACAUCUAUGGGUUGCCUUACAUACGCGAAAUGCCAAAAAUAACCGGGAUCUCUGGCUCCGAUUUGAUUGUUAAAUGUCCCGUGGCUGGUUACCCCAUCGAUAAAAUCCACUGGGAGCGCGAUGGCCAAACGCUACCCAUAAAUCGCCGCCAGCGUGCCUACAACAAUGGCACCUUAAUUAUCGAGCAAUUGCAGCGCCUGGAGGAUGCGGGCACGUACACGUGCAUGGCCCAGAACAAACAGAAGCAGACCUCGCGACGCAAUGUGGAGAUCCAGGUCCUGGUGCCACCGAAAAUCAUGCCCAUCCAGGCCAUGACGAACAUGCUCCGCGAGGGGAUGCGAGCGGCCAUAUCCUGCCAGAUCCUGGAGGGCGACCUGCCGGUUAGCUUCCGCUGGGAGCGUAACGGAAAGCCGCUGAUAGGAACAGGCAACGAGGUAUUCCGUCGCCUAGAUGAGUACUCUGCCAGUUUGGUCAUCGAACACAUAUCCUCGGAUCAUUCUGGUAACUACACCUGCAUUGCCAGCAAUGUGGCAGGAACUGAGAGAUUCACAGUGCCUCUGACCGUCAACGUUCCACCGAAAUGGGUCCUAGAGCCAAAGGACUCUAGUGCCCAGGCUGGAUCGGAUGUCCUGCUGCACUGUCAGUCAUCGGGCUAUCCUAAGCCCACGAUGACCUGGAAGAAGGCCAUUGGACCUACGCCAGGGGAAUACAAGGACUUCCUGUAUGAGCCCACAGUGCAGCUUUUUCCCAAUGGAACCAUCUUCUUCAAGAAGAUCAGCAAGGAGUCGCAGGGUCACUUUCUGUGCGAGGCCAAGAAUACCAUAGGAUCUGGGGUCAGCAAGGUUAUCUUUUUGAAAGUUAAUGUACCCGCCCACUUCCAGACCAAGACGAAACAGAUAUCAGUGGCCAAGGGCAAGCAGGUCCAUGUGCAGUGCAACGUGCUGGGCGACAAUCCCAUCGACUUCAAAUGGAAAAUCCAGGCAACGCAACAGUAUCUCGACGAGUCACUGGAUUCCCGCUACACCAUCCGAGAUCAAGUGCUCGACGACGGCAUGGUCUCCGAAUUGGGCAUUUCGCACACAUAUCGCCAGGACACGGGCAUUUAUAUCUGUCAGGCGAGCAACGCAUUUGGACAGGAUGAGAUGUCCAUCCAGCUCAUCGUGCAGGAGGUGCCCGAGCAGCCCAAAAAUCUCCGCAUCAACUCGCAGCAGUCGCGCAGCCUGCAGCUCACCUGGAGCCAGCCCUUUGCCGGUAACAGUCCCAUUGAGGAAUAUCACAUCUACUACAAGCAGAUAUCAGACAUUUGGCAAAACUCGGAACACCUGACCAUUGCCGGUUCCGUGACCGUGGUAAACAUUCAACAGCUUCGCCCGGCCAAAGCCUAUCACAUCCGCAUGUCUGCUGAGAACAAACUGGGUGCCUCUGAAUUCUCUGAAGUAGUGCAGGUGACCACUCUGGAGGAGGUGCCUUCGGGUCCUCCGCUAGCCGUGCGCGCCGAGCCCAAAAGCUCCACCGAAAUCUUUGUCACCUGGGAUGCUCCGGAGCGGGAUCACUGGAACGGCAUCCUGCUCGGCUACUAUGUGGGCUACCAGAUGUCACUGACGCCCGAGGACAAGGAGGUGAAUCCCACCCAGGGUUUCAGCUUUAAGACUGUGGAGGUGCGCUCCCACUUUGGUGGGGAGACGGUGCUGGCCAACCUCAACAAGUACACUCAAUACCAUGUGAUUGUCCAGGCCUAUACCAGCCAGGGCAGCGGACCGCCCAGCAAGGAGAUUGCCGUGCAAACAAUGGAGGACGUUCCCUCGGCUCCGCCAGAGUCGCCGCAGUGCGAUGUCCUCGGCUCCACAUCGAUUUAUAUCACCUGGUCGCCGCCGGACAUUGAUGGCCAAAAUGGCAAAAUCAAGGGCUACAAAGUGUUUUACAUAUCGGUGGACGAGCUCUACGAAACCGAUCCGGAGGUUGUCAAGUCAACAAAUCAAUACGUCACCAUCGAGAAUCUGCGCAAGUACACCAACUACACGGUCUGGGUUUUGGCUUACACCAAAGUAGGCGAUGGCAUGAAAACCAAACCGUUUUAUUGCCGCACCCACGAGGAUGUGCCCUCCGCCCCGCAGGCCAUCAAGGCGAUACCCGCGUCGAGCACAAAAAUCAUAAUAUCCUGGCUGCCGCCCGACCUGCCCAACGGUGACAUUACCGGCUACACCUUCUACAUGUCCAUGCUGGAGGGUGGACGCGAGGAGGGCACCCACAAGCGUCUGCUUGGACCCUAUGUGGAGAUGCACGAGACUGUGAGGACUCAGGAAUCCGCCACCUACCAGUUCUGGCUGACUGCCUCCACCAAGAUGGGCGAGGGCGAGAAAACCCAAGUGGUUACAGUGCCGCCCAAUAACAAGGUGCCGGCACGGAUCGUUUCCUUCAGCCAAAGGAUAGUUACCCCCUGGAAAGAACACUUGGAGCUGCCCUGCCGCAAGGUAGGCUCUCCUGCCCCGGUGACAAUUUGGCGUCAAGAUGGACACAACAUGGAGACGAGUGCCCGCAAGACAAUAGCCAAAAACGGGACACUGUACAUGAAGGAGUGCCAGGCAAGUGAUGCCGGCAACUAUACUUGCAGCGUGGAGAACACCUGGGGCAAGGACGAGAUCGUGUACAACAUAGUGGUGAAGGUGCCGCCAGAGGCACCCAAUCUCACCGUGGUCAAUACCUACACGGACAGCCUGCUCCUAGAGUGGCUGGACAACAGCCACGGCGGCAGUCCCAUCCUUGGCUAUGUUAUAAACUACAAGCGGGACAAUGGGGACUGGGAGGAGUUGCAGGUGGAUGCCAAGACCACCUCGCACCUGCUGAACAACCUGUGGUGCGGCACCCGCUAUCAGCUUUAUAUAACAGCUUAUAACAAGAUAGGAACAGGUUUGCCCUGCGAUAUAGUCAACUCCUACACAAAGGGCAAUCCUCCAGUGCAGCCCAAGCACUCGCAGAUGAUCACCAACAACUCGACGAGUGUGACUUGCUGGCUGGAUUCCUGGGGAGAUGGUGGCUGUGGCAUACUCUACUUUAUGAUCGAAUCUAGAGUGUACGCCAGAUCCUCUUGGACAGUGGUCUCCAACCACAUAGCACCCACGGAAAGGAUCUAUACGGUCAGUGAUUUGACGCCGGGCACCAAGUAUCAGCUCAAAGUGACAGCCCACAACAAUGCGGGCUCCACCACGGCUAUAUACAAUUUUACCACGCUGUCUACUCAAGGAGUAAUGUACAACAAUGACCACUCCACACCUGUCUCCCACCUGAGCGACCUGCCCUUCUAUGCCAACUUCAAGCUGCUGCUGCCCAUCUGUGUUUCCCUGCUAAUGCUGCUGGCCCUCAUAGGAGCCGCUCUUUUUCUACGCAAAAGAAAGCUGAGCAACCAGGCCCGGCUGGCCAGCUCCUCGAUGUCGGAGUCCCCUUCACUGGCCAAUCUGCAGAACAAGCAGAACCGAGAUCAGCAGUAUUUGGCUGUGCGCUGUAAUCCCGGCACCUCUGCUCCACGGGGCUCCAACUCCAACGACUCGGGGAGCUUUGGCAAGGCGGAGGGCAAUGAGUACAUUGAGGACAUUUGUCCCUAUGCCACCUUUCAGCUGAAUAAGCAAACCUACAGCGAGAGCUCCUACAGUGGCAAUGUGUACAGUGGGCCCUAUCACUCGGUGCGCGGAUCCUUUGUCUACCAUGAUGUCAAGCCGGAGAGCUAUCAUUCCAAGGAGCCGGAGUACACCAAAGUGCGGCGAAAAGUGGGCCGCCUCAGGGAUCCGCACUCGGAGAGCCAAGAAUCGGACAAUCCAGGUUCAACAGAUUCCGAAGUUAGGAAAAUCCUAACGCUUCACAUCCCAAUUACAGAAUAUGACACACUCGGCUCCGAGUCCGACAAUGAUGUGUCUGCACGCGCUCUAAACUCGGCCAAGUAUCGCGCCCAACGGGAUACCCAAGAUGAGACUUCAUCCUCCUCCGAGACCACGCCCACUAGCAUGACCCGGAAAUCGAAGCCACCGUUUGCUGCCCGGAAGGCUGGUAAGCCCGGGACGAGUGGCAAGCGACAUGUUCGCAGUUCCAGUGGCUACUCCAGCCACAACGAAGAAACUACUUUUAGCAUAUCCAACUAUCCACCAAACUAUCAGGACCACAUAAAUCCACCAGCUCGUUUUUCGGAUGCCAACGACAAGACGAAGACCCAGACGUCGCCACGAAUGCGUGCCAACCAGAAGCUGCAGCGGGAGGCUUUCCAGAUAAAUGUCUAAGACCCGGAACCGGAACCGGAAACGGAGAGUUAAUUUUAAAGCCUAAUCUUAACUGAAUGUACUAUAUAAGCGGGAAACGAAACUGUAAAAUCUUGUUGUAAAUCCACCCAGUAAUGCGGAAAUCAAACCGAAGAAGGCCCACACUUUCAAAACUUAAACAAAGAAAGUAUAAAGAAUAAGAUGAGGAACUCAAAAAGAAAAACUAGCGAGGCGUUAAUCAUCUUAUUCUAUAUAUAGUCUUUGUCUAAGCUUUGACUAACUCAAUCUACAAAAGGGAAACUCAACUAUUUACAACGGAAAAGCGUUCAAGAAAAUAACAGCCGUAGGAGAAGGGAAAGGAAAUAACAGAUUUUCGAAAGGGAUUUUUGAUUUUCAACUUAAGAAUCGAAAUGGCAACAGCACGAGAAAUAAACCAUAAGACUUAUUUACACACUGAUUAUGCUUAGUUGAACUUCAAGAGCAGCAUAAGUGUAAUAAACAUAAAGACGAGACGACGGAUAUAAAUAAAUUAAUGUUAUAGAUCCUAAAUUAAGCAUUUAAUGUAUGAUAAACCGAACUGCGGCAGGCCGCAGAUGAUGAUGCUGCUGCUCUGCCGGCCAAAAUCGAGGAAAUCUAAGAAAAUCUUAAGGCAGGGCACAUGAAAAUAUAUAGUACUAACAUACAUAUAUUCAUAUACGCGCAUUACAAUACUAAAAAAAAAACAACAACAUUGGGCCUUUGUGCUGAUUCUUUGCAUUUUGUAGUGGAAUUAUGAACAUUAUUUCGUUGAACUAACAAGAAGACAUUGUUUGUUUCCAUUGAAUCCAUUUUUGCAUCAGUUUGUAAGUGUUUUGCGACAAGAAGAAUGACACUGUUAGCUAGUUACUUAAAUGAAUUAAAUUAAUUUACACGGGGAUACAAUAAUAAAUAAACACGAAUGCAUUCAGAUAGUUUAUGAAACUGUUGUACAUAGCUAAGCGUCAUACAAUUAAUUCUACAAAAAUCGAAAAAUAAUAUACAAAACCGGAAGUUAGAGGUAGGAAGAAAUCGAUUUUGACAAUCGAUUACUCUUAAAAUUUUUCUUUUCUUCUUCUUUUCCUAUACAAAACUCAUUAAAUUCGUAUUAUUAGUUAUGAAAUGAUCGAAAAAUAUAUUGAUCUCUUUAGUGUAGAAU
Drosophila kikkawai is the source of this 7587-nucleotide messenger RNA. The record is from RefSeq and is a predicted model, not a curated record. NCBI's taxonomy places the organism in Eukaryota, Metazoa, Arthropoda, Insecta, Diptera, Drosophilidae.